AUGCUGAAAGCCUUCUAUGAAGUUCAGUAUAAAAUGUUAGUUCUAUUCCUACUAUUUUUGGCAGUCCCAGAAUUUUCUGCGAAGGAUCCAAGAUGCCCGGGAAACUUUACGUAUUUCAAGAGAACACCGACGGCAAAAAAUAACUUUACAAAGGGAUGGUGCUUGGGGAUUUUCAAUGAAACGGAUCUGGGAAAUCGCGACCGAGCCCGUUCAGUAUGUAUCUAUUACAAUGCGUCGUUGAGUAUUCCAGAAAAUUCACACGAACUCGAAGUGAUUUCUAAGACUGCUAGCUUGAGAAACAUUUCCGUACCAAUCGCUCUUGAUGGACAACUCUCUCCAAGAUGCAAAUUCGCAAUUUACAAAGGACAAGUAAAGGGUGCAAAACGAUUUAAUCAAACUUCUGAAGAAGGAAUUUGCAAUAUUAAAUAUGAAUUGUUCAUAUAUGAUGAUAUUAAUACGGAUACUUCAUUCAUUCGCACAAAGCUAGGUGUUUCGGCAGGAUCAAACGUAAGAAGUGUACAAGCUGAUGAUGAUAUCGAGUAUCGCAGUACAGCAGAUUGUACCGUUUUGGAAAAAGGAUCGUAUCACUAUUCUAAUGGAACACUAAAAGAUGGGCACACUAAUUUGAUGGAUUGUAUGGGACAGCUAGCUGGCUCCAAGAGGCUACCAGAAAAAAAUGUCACCGCCGUUCUUUGUGGCCGAUUGCCGUUCUAAGUAAAUGUAUUCUAUCAUUUCUGGAAAGAUUAAUUUUCAAUAUUUAAUAAAUAUUAUAUUUCCGAAA
Caenorhabditis elegans is the source of this 781-nucleotide messenger RNA. It is a transcript of the gene clec-137, whose product is annotated as C-type LECtin. Bases 1 to 714 code for a protein of 237 amino acids. The record is from RefSeq and is marked reviewed. Lineage: Eukaryota; Metazoa; Nematoda; Chromadorea; Rhabditida; Rhabditidae. The transcript is spliced from 4 exons.